Messenger RNA from Prorocentrum cordatum, 1379 nucleotides. The record is from the annotation of a GenBank genome assembly. Lineage: Eukaryota; Dinophyceae; Prorocentrales; Prorocentraceae.
CAAGGCGCCGCGCACCACAGCCGCCCGGAGGCUGGGGCGCGCCGCCGGGGCGCCCCCCGGGGCCGCCGGCCCGGCGCCUUUGCCAGGGCCCUGCUUCAAGGGCCCCCGGAGGCCGAGAAUGGCGAACAGAUUCCCGUCGCCUUCUUGUUCGCAGCGCGAGGGGGGCCGGGAUCGUUGCCCCUCUCUUCGCCGCGCGGCAUGCCAUGGAGCCCCCGCCGGCCCGCCACCUGCUGGGGCUCGCCGCCCGGACGCCCGAGGCACUGCCGGGCUCGCCCGGGCCUGGCGGGCGGGUGCCCGGGCCGCGCCAGAUAGUGCUCCAGAGGCCCAGAGAGGCCGAGUGGCGCGCCGCGGAUGGCACCCCGCGCUCACCGCUGGUCGACGCCGAGAGGGCCCAGCCGCCUAGCAGCGCCCAGGCCGAGCGCGUGCUCAACUCGCUGUGGUCGAUGUUUGAUUUCGUCGCCUGCACCAGGCGCGGGCCCGGAGAGCGGGGCAUCGACCUCACGUUUGUCGGCGAGGGGCGGGGAGCGUACAAGAAGGUGGAGACGCUCGUCUUCGUGGGCGAGGGCAAGGGCAGCUUCGUGCCCCCCGGCGGCGAGGGCGGCGGCCCAGAGAGCGGCGGCCUGAGAGACGCCUGCCCGACGCCGACGUGCCCGCCAGACACCGUGUGCGGCCUGAGCAGGGGGGAGUUCAUCGUGAGGUUCUGUGCCGUCGUCAUCGUGGUGCUGCUCCUGCUGGGCGUCGUCUGCAUCGCGAUCUCCAUCGCAGGCGGAGGCCUGCUCAGGGAGCCCGAGCCCCUUGCGGCCAGCGCGGCCGCUCCAGAGGCGGCGAGCGUGCACGGGCGGCACGCUGCAGAGCGAAGGUAGCGCUGCGCUGCUUUCUUGCCGAGCUUCCACAGAGUAGGUACUUGUGUAAAUGCAUAUGUUGCCCCGAUGCGCUCUGCUCCUCCAGUUUGCUUUGCGGACGAGCAGCAGCGGAUCCGAAUAUCAUAUCUUGCAUGGAUUAGAUGCAUCAGGCUCAGCCCGUGUCGAGCAUGGUGCGCUAAAAGCGCUCCGUGACAUGAAGAGCAAAUGUGCCGGAUUUGGCACAUUGCAUCUUGCAGCACCAAUUCGUGCAUGGAGGAGGAUUUCAAGUCGUUGUGGAGGCUGCACGUGCUUCUCUGCGAUUCUGGCAGUGUUGGAAAGCCUCAGCCUACAUGCGUGAUUCUGCACAUGCGUGCGUACUUGGAGUGCGUUGCUGCAUGAUCCCACCAAUGUAGGGAAGUUCGUGUAAUCAAGACAGAAAGGUGAGACAGAUCUGGUUCGGAAGGGGUUCGCUGGUCCACAUGUCCUUGCAUAGCUGUUCCUCGAGCUCUGCCCGUGUACCCAGGUGCCCUUGCGGCC